AAUCCCUAUUUCUCAUAUCUGGAUAACCGUGCUAAUAAGUAAAGACGAUCAGCAUACUCCCCAAAUCCUACGAGUAUUUUAGAACCCGUAAUUUGCGAAAUUCCAGGAGUGUGCGUUCGAAAGUGAAUUUUUGAACGGCUUGUAAAUUCCAAAAAAGCGGCCAAAUAGGCACCAACCAAAGUUAUACAGUUCAAAGAUCACUUUCGGCCCUUCCAGCGCGAUUUGAAAUUUCUGCAGAUAUUUGAAAACUCCCUGGAAGCUCCAUAAUAGUCGAAAACUACUAGCUGAUAUAUAGUGCGUGAUUGUGAAAUUGAAGAAAUUAUUCACAUUCGAUCACUCUGCUCAAAAACUUCUCUCUCAUGAAAAAGUUUCAAAAUCGCCCAUAAAACAACACUUUUUUGACUUUUUUUAAAUUUUCAAAAAUUCGCCACAGGCCCAAAAAUGAACUUCACAAUCUGAUAUUUUGGCGACGGGAGUUUUAGAACAUGCUCUUUUGAUCUAGCGUGGUUUCAUUCAAAUUAGAGAGUGUGAGUUCGAAAGGUUCCCUCAUUAGGAUGACCUUGUAGAGUAGAUGCCUUGAAAGACAUGUAAGUACAGUACUAGUAUGUUAAGUACGAGUAGCUAAGCUUUUCUCCAUUCGAACGACAACGUCCAUGAAUGGUAUUCAAGUGCGCAAGUAGCCUACCAUACUUAUAAACUUAAGAAAUGUUAAUGUAGAUAAAUAAAUAUCUGAUCCCAUUCUGAAUUUGUAAACUUGAAAAGUGCUGCUGUAAAUUUUUAAAUUGUUUGACUUCGAGAGUAUAAUACCUAAUUUAAUCAAAAUGACCUCGAGAAUGACUUAGUUUCACAAAAUAUAAACACGCAUUCAAUUUUUAUUGAUAACAAUUUGAACCGUUUACUUUUACGUUCAUUAAGAAAUGUUAUGAAACUUCUACGUAUAAAUAAAUACAUACCUAAUAUCAGACAACUUAUUUUUUUCGAUUCGUUUCGUCGUUAACUUUUGGAUCUGUUGUGCGCCAGAAAUCAAAUCGUGCAUUAUUUUUCUCAGAGUGUGAUUUUACGCCUAAAAUAUUUCACCGUAUUUUUGGCCAUUUUUAACAAUGGGUCACACUCAUUCUUAAUUUGGUGUUCUACAAUUUUAUAUUGCCCAAUUUUCUCCGAUAAAGUGAAAUUUUAUCUGUAUUUUUUCUUGCUUCGUGAAAAUGGAAUUACUCGGUGUUCUCAACGUAUUCGAUCCUGCAUCGCUGUUGAUUCUUCUGGGAAUAAGCUUGCUCACGUUUUUAAUCAAGUACACAAUAACUCAGUGUCAAAGAGACCCUCGUAUGGUGAAAUUUGCCAAAACCUUGCCAGGCCCUCCAGCGUUGCCUUUAGUUGGGAAUAGUCUGAAGUUUCAUUCCAAAGAAGAUCCGGUAAAGCUGGCUGUUGAAUACAAUAGAAAAUACGGCGAUACGUAUCGAUUAUGGUUGAGCAAAUACCUUGCGAUAACGUUUUGCAACGUUGACGAUUUAGAGAACAUUUUUAUGAACUCGAAAAUGUUGAAGAAACCGAAACUCUUUCAACCACUUCAGGAUUUCUUUGGUGAUGGGAUACUGAUUACAAGUUCUAUUCCGAAAUGGAAAAAGCACAGAAAAUACUUUUUCCCUGUACUAAGCCGCAACGCAUUACCAAGAUACACAUCUAUAAUUAAUGAGAAAACUGAAUUGGUGGCUAAAAAAAUGCAAGAUUUAGUAGACGGUCCGGAAUUCGACGCUUGGGAUUACAUGCCGAACUUGGCUUUCGAUAUUAUUCUCAAAUCAAUGAUGAAUGUCGAUUUGGAUUGGAAUGACAGUUCACUUCUGCAGUACUACAAUGCGAGCCUCGAAGGCUUGGACAUAUGUUUUAGAAAAGUUCUAUCGCCUUGGUUGCAACACAAAGUCAUUGAUUACUUUUUAUACAAGAAGAAAUCUCAAACACAUCGAAGAACAGCUGAAGAAUUCCUACGAAAACUGAUUGAAGAGAAAAAACAUGAAAUUCUAAGUGAAAUAGAAGCUCAUAAAACCACAGUUGGAGCCAACCCAGAAGAUGUUCCAGCAAAACGAUUUCUAACAUUAGCUUACGAAUUAGCAGACUCAGAAAAUGAUGAAAACAGUAUGUUGGAUGAACUUAUCAUAAUACUUGCAGGGGGAACAGAUCCAGCACUCGUAACCUCAUUGUUCCUAUUAAUGGUAGCUAUGCAUCCAGAUAUACAGGAUAAAUUAUACGACGAGCUGUACGAAAUUUUUGGAGACAGUGAUAGACCAGCUGAUGAAAAUGACGUGGAACGAUUGCUAUAUCUAGAUCAAGUUAUAAAAGAAACCUUGCGACGAUUUCCUAUACCUAUGAUACUUCGUGAAGCUGAGGAAGAUGUUAAAAUAGGAGAUCGAAUUAUUCCGGCAAAUACCAUCGUAAUUGUAUCUAUUUCUGCGGUACACUUGAAUCCUAAAUACUACCCGGAUCCUUGGAAGUUCAAUCCGGAUAAUUUCAGUCCAGAAAAUGUAGGAAAACGUCCCAAACUGGCAUUUUUAGCAUUCAGUGCAGGUCCCAGAAUGUGUUUAGGCUACAAUUUUGGUAUGCUCGAAACAAAACUAACGCUGAGUGCGUUGCUGAGAAAAUUCACGUUCUAUACAAAUAUGAAAUUGGAAGAUGUUUAUACGGAUAAUGGAUUCGCAAUGACUUCCGUGAAUGGAUAUAAGUUGUCUAUUACAUCGCGAGUUAGGAAACCUUCUUAUUUAAAGAAAUAAAAUUUAUUACUAUGUAGAUUAAAUAAUGGUUUAUUUUUUGA
Molecule: messenger RNA, 2800 nt
Organism: Planococcus citri (citrus mealybug)
Lineage: Eukaryota; Metazoa; Arthropoda; Insecta; Hemiptera; Pseudococcidae
Product: cytochrome P450 4C1-like
Exons: 12
Coding region: 1203-2759 (518 amino acids)
Molecular function (GO): heme binding; iron ion binding; monooxygenase activity
Source: RefSeq, a predicted model, not a curated record